Molecule: messenger RNA, 522 nt
Organism: Arabis nemorensis
Lineage: Eukaryota; Viridiplantae; Streptophyta; Magnoliopsida; Brassicales; Brassicaceae
Source: the annotation of a GenBank genome assembly
AUGAUGUCUCGGCAGAAUCAGUUUCUUACAUUGCUUAAGAGAAGGUUUCAUUCACCGUCUAAUGAUGCCCCAACUGAGACCUUAAGAAAAAAGAUAAUUGAUUUGCAAAAAAGUAAGAAGCGAAGGAACCCAAUAAAAAACCAGUUUCUAGUUGAGGUUCCAGAAUCAAGAUCGUAUCUGGACACAGCAACGAUGCCUAUGUUCCUCGCCGUGGUCGGUAUUGCAUUGUUUGCCAAGGUGUUGAUGAUGAUCGAUGAUUCAAAAUCCCAAGAAAUGAUUGAACGCAAGAUAAAGAAUGCACCACCUGGGCAAGGGACGGUGCGGAUGCUAGAGCGUGAGGAGUGGGAUGAGUUUAGAGAAGUAAGGCCAAGAACCCCUUUUGAGUCGAAGCUUGCUCGCCCAAAUGCGCAAAUAAGAACUGGAGAACCUGUACGCAAGGAUGACUUGAAGAACUGGAGUAUAGACGUGCUAACAGAUGCACUUGCACGAACAGAAGAAAGUGUUCGUCGCGGUUCCAGUUGA